Messenger RNA from Fibroporia radiculosa, 93 nucleotides. RefSeq lists its product as uncharacterized. The transcript is spliced from 2 exons. The record is from RefSeq and is a predicted model, not a curated record. Lineage: Eukaryota; Fungi; Basidiomycota; Agaricomycetes; Polyporales; Fibroporiaceae. The coding region runs from base 1 to 93 and encodes 30 amino acids.
AUGACUACUACUGACAAAGGUACUGUUACACUGGUUUUAGAACAUAUACUGGUUGAAGCAAUGUUUCAGACUGAGACUGGAAUAGACAACUGA